This is a messenger RNA of Akanthomyces muscarius, 2802 nucleotides long. RefSeq lists its product as uncharacterized. Lineage: Eukaryota; Fungi; Ascomycota; Sordariomycetes; Hypocreales; Cordycipitaceae. The coding region runs from base 1 to 2802 and encodes 933 amino acids. The record is from RefSeq and is a predicted model, not a curated record. Gene Ontology annotation, molecular function: 3'-tRNA processing endoribonuclease activity. Gene Ontology annotation, biological process: mitochondrial tRNA 3'-end processing. The transcript has a single exon. Gene Ontology annotation, cellular component: mitochondrion.
AUGGAAUCAUGGGGCAUCCUGCAACGAAAUUCUCCUCUCUUCGCUCUCCACUUCAAACCCCAUUGUCCCCGCGACAUUUGCAUUAGAUAUUUUACUUGCCGCGUGGCAGCCGCCGCACCUCGACGACCGAAUACAUACACUACGCGCUCUCCCCCGGCACUCUUCCUCACGAAAUCCGCCCGCCUGGGCUCGACUUUGGUGGCCAGACAGUCGGCCAAGGGAAGCGCAAAGGACCCCACAACCAUGACUACGACGGUUGAGCUGGCUACGGUCCCCACGGCCGAUACACCGGGGACCUGCAUCUACGUGCACCAUGAGAAGCGAUCUUACGUAUUCGGCCACGUGGCCGAAGGCACGCAACGCGCCUUUUCAUGCCGCAAGCUGCACCUCGGUGGCACGGAGCACCUCUUCCUGUCCGGCGCUGUCGGCUGGUCGCAAAUGGGCGGCCUUAUCGGCUACCUCUUGAGCAUCGGCGGUGCUUUUGACGCGGCCAAGGAGUUCCGCGCAACGGAGAAUUCCAAGCGCGCCGAAAAGGGCCAGAAACUGCUACGCCAACUCCGGAACGAGGGCGUGACGGUCCAUGGGGCGGACAACCUAUGUCAUAUCCUCGCUGCGGCGCGGCCCGUCAUUUUUCGCCAACCAGUCUCAGUGCGCGCAAUGGAGCAGAGGGAGGACCCACGCGGUGAAGACCCUACGCUGACGGCUCCAGAUUGGGAGGAUGAGUCGAUUCGCGUGUGGAAGAUUCCGGUGCGGAGGGCCCGCUCGAAUAGUCCAACCAAGCGGCGACGCAGCAACAGCUCGACAAGCAAUGGGAGUAGUAGCGGCAUGUAUAAGCCGGCUUCGGAGCCCUCGGAUCCUUCCGUGGCAGGCUUGAUUAUGGAAAAGAUAAUGUUCACUGGCAGCCAUGAUAAAAUCAUUCUGGUCCCCAAGAGCAUUGACGAGCUGAAACCAGAGGACGACGCGAUCGUAAUCGACGGCAAUAGCAUGCGCCGCUAUGAUGGUCCCUUUGGUGCGGAUGCGCUCCAGUCAUUCGGCAGCGCAGCCAAGGCUUGGGUAUUCCCUGACGCCAACGCUGUGCCCUCCAAGGGAGAUAUGGAUGGCAUCAACGCUAUCUCGCACGGCGCACUGCCGCGAACAUCGUACUCGGAAACCUCGAUGAGUUACAUUAUGAAAUGCCACGACCGACGAGGCAAGUUCAAUGCCCAAGCCGCCAAGGAGCUUGGCGUGAAACCUCAAAGCUUCAAGCUCUUGACAGCUGGUGAGACUGUCACAACAGACGGCGGCACUGUCGUCACUCCGGACAUGGUGUUGGGGGAGCGCCAGCCUGGCAAGGGCAUCGCUGUCGCUGAUAUCGGCAGCCGCGACUUUCUCGACGCAUUCUUCGAGCGUCCCGAGUGGACAAACCCCGAAAUCAUGUCCGACGUCACGUCCAUGUACUGGAUUGUCGGCGAUGGUCUCGCCUCGGAUCCCAAGAUUCAGCAAUACAUCAAAGCACAUCCGGACAUUAAGCAUGUCCUAUGCUCCUCUAGCACAUGCCCCAACAUGGUCAGCAAUGCAAGCUCCGCUGAGAUGCUCGCUAAACUGCGUCGUAUCGAUCCUGAACGGUUCCCCUUUGUCAGCUUCGACAACACUGUCGACUAUCAAACGCCUGAUAAUGUCCCCUCCAUUGAGCUUGGUAGAGCGGGCCACAAGGUCCAGAUCAUGCCGCGACUGUUUUACAAGGACGACGCCAUUGCACCGUUUCCUGAUUUGCAUGCUGCGUUUAACUCUGUUGACGAGGAAACCCUCGCGCUCGCUCAGAAGGCCAAGGCGAAAGCCACCGACCCGGCAUUUCUUGCGCGCAUCGAGCGCCAGGAAGCUGACAUUCCCAACCGCGACACUGAAAUCAUUCCCCUCGGCACAGGCUCCAGCGUGCCCAACAAGCACCGCAAUGUGUCUGGCACUUUGAUACGCGUCCCCGGCAUCGGCAACUACCUUCUUGACUGCGGUGAAGGCACGCUCGGCCAAAUCAAGCGUCUGUUUGGUGCCGAGGAAACCGCCUAUAUCCUGCGCGACCUGCGCUGCAUCGUCGUCAGCCACCUUCACGCAGACCACCACAUGGGCAUGGCCACCACCAUCAAAGCUUGGUAUGAGCAGGCUCUCGCCGACAAGAGCGAUGCCCUCAUCGCCAUCAGCUGCAUCGGUCGCUACCGCACUGUCCUGCAAGAAAUCUCCCAGGUCGAGGAUAUUGGCUUCCACCGACUACGAUUCCCAAGCUGCUCGGACUCGCGCGCCGACCGUGAUCGCGACACCACGACGGCGGAGCAGCUCGCCGCCCUCGGCGCGCAAGACUCGUUUGGCCUGCGCGGCAUCAAACGUGUGCCGGUCGCGCACUGCUGGCGGUCCUACGCUACGGAGCUCGAGCUCGUCUCGGGCCUGCGCGUCGCCUGGUCCGGCGACUGCCGCCCGUCGAGCAAGUUUGCGCAGGCGUGCCGCGGCGCGCACCUCCUGGUGCACGAGUGCACCUUUGGCGACGACAUGCAGGACCACGCCAAGUACAAGAUGCAUAGCACCAUGGGCGAGGCGCUGGGCGUGGCCCGCGAGAUGCAGGCGCGGCGCACGCUGCUGACGCACUUUUCGCAGCGCUACAGUAAAGCGGACGCGCUGCAGCCCAGCGAGGACAGCGGGACGCCCGACGAGGACAAGGAGGAGUCGGUCCUGCUGGCGCAUGAUCUGAUGCGCGUCAAACUGGGCGACUUUCAAAAGGCAGCUUGCUACAUCCCUGCGAUUGCGCAGGUCGUGGCCAAGACGUCCGACGCCUAG